CUCCUGCCCAGUCGCAGCCCCAGGGGCAUCCUCGCGGUUCCCUUUGGACGCGAAGGCCCCGCCAGCCCCCGAUCUCUCUCAAUCGAUCUGCUUACGAUCGGCGCUUCACUCGACGGACCAGGAGCGGCCGACAGCGAACAGCCUCCUGGAUCACUCCGACAAGCAGAUCGUGGUCAAAGCGCUACUCCGCAGGAAGCCUAUCCCCUUGCCUGCAACUCCUCGAGAUCUUGCUGUUCUGAGAGCGUCGUCCCGAUCAGAACCUGCGAGCACAAGUUACAUCAUGCUCCUUUCCUCCAAUGCCCAAGUCAUCCGUGUUGUUCCCCUUGGCGCCGGCCAAGACGUCGGUCGGAGCUGCGUUUUGGUGUCGAUCGGGACCAAAAACAUCAUGUUCGACUGCGGCAUGCAUAUGGGCUAUUCGGAAGGCGAUCCGAGACGAUAUCCCGAUUUUUCCUAUAUAUCCAGGACCAACCGAGCGGCGGACUACACGGCGCUGAUCGACUGCGUCAUUGUAUCGCAUUUCCACCUGGAUCAUUGCGGUGCUCUUCCGUUCUUCACCGAGACGUGCGGAUACGAUGGUCCUGUUUACAUGACCCAUCCCACCAAGGCCGUUUGCCCGGUGUUGCUCGAGGAUAUGCGGAAGAUUGCAGUGGAGCGGAAGGGCGAGAAAAACUUUUUUUCUGCACAAGACAUCAAGAAUUGUAUGAAGAGAGUCACCCCCAUCAAUCUGCAUGAAACCAUCCAGGUCAACGACGACAUCGAAAUCAAGGCCUACUAUGCAGGCCAUGUUCUGGGAGCCGCCAUGUUUCAUGUGCGGGUUGGCAGCCAAUCGGUCGUAUACACUGGGGACUACAAUAUGACUCCCGAUCGGCAUCUCGGCGCCGCCUGGAUCGAUCGAUGUCGGCCUGACGUGCUCAUUACCGAAACAACCUAUGCCACCACGAUCCGAGAUUCGAAGCGCGAGCGAGAGCAGUAUUUUCUCCAGAGCCUCCACGACUGCGUGCUCCGAGGAGGGAAGGUGCUCAUUCCGGUGUUUGCCUUGGGCCGGGCUCAAGAGCUUUGCAUCCUGGUUGAAGGAUACUGGGAGCAAAUGGGGCUUAAGGCGCCCGUCUACUUUUCUGGCGGCCUGACCGAGCGAGCCAACGAAUAUUACAAGCUCUUCAUCGGCUGGACCAAUCAAAAGAUUAAGCAGACCUUUGUCGAUCACAACAUGUUCGAUUUCAAGCACAUCAAGCCCUUUUCCAUGCAUCUCGCGGAGGAGCCCACUCCAAUGGUCGUAUUCACUACUCCGGGCAUGCUCCACGCUGGCACGUCGCUCGAGCUAUUCAAGAAAUGGUGCAGCAACCCUCUCAACAUGGUUAUCUUGCCGGGUUACUGUGUCGCCGGAACCGUCGGUGCAAAGGUUCUUGCGGGGGAGAAGCAGAUAAAGGUCGACAACUGGACCACGGUAGAGGUCAAGAUGGAGGUCAAGAAUCUGUCCUUUUCGGCCCAUGCCGAUGCAAAAGGGAUUCUGCAGCUCAUUAACAUGUGUGAAGCUCGAAACGUCCUUAUGGUUCACGGCGAGCGAUCCAAGAUGGAGGUUUUGAAGAAGCAGAUUCAGCAAGAGAUUCCGCAUGUGGGCUGCUUCAAUCCGGCAAAUGGUCAGAGCAUCAUCAUUCCGUCCAACAAGUUUGUGCCGGUCGAUUUAUCCAAAGGGCUGGCUGAUCGUUCACAAUUGGAGGCCGUCCCUGAUCUCGACAGCUUGCUGGGAGGACAGGGUCAGCCGAACUUGAAAGCCAUUCGACCCCGUGACAAGGGUACUCCUUUCCAAGGAAUCUUGUCGUGUAUUCCCGGCUCGGUCAUGAAGAUUGUGGACUUUUCAGAGGCCGAAAGCUCCUUAGGGCUCCGCAGCCUGAAGCUGGAAUGCGUCCUUAGGAAGGCAUUCGACCCACGCGCGAUACUUGCUGCCGAAUCCGAAUCCGAAUCCGAAUCCGAAUCCACCUCACUUGACAUCACCAAGAUAGUCCUGGGUCGCCUCUACGAGCGAAUCCGAGCUGAUUUAGCAUCAAAAGCCGCUCGGAUCGAGUGGGCAAAGGAUCAUAUCGUCGUUGGCAAGUCCAUUAGAGUGGCUGUCACUGGCCCGCCCUCAGCCGUCCUGCUGAGCUGGCUGCAUGGCGACGAGGUACUGGCAUCACGGCUGUGGAAUCUGAUCACGGCUGGUAUCAGCGAACUUGAAUGCCCGGCGUGAUUCUCUCCUGGUCCGAUUAGCUCUGGCGAACCUUGGAAACCGUCAUGAUCGACUCGCAUACCGGGACCAUGUUCCUGGUCACAUUGGUGUUGUGGUGGUGAAGUUCCGGAUCAUUGUGCAUUAACCCAAAGCACUGCAACACAAGCACACCUCGAUGGAUCUGUGCAGGCCACUCUCCCUUUGUGGCGAUCGACGCUAACUCCACAUGUGUGUUCUUGACCACAUCGCCGCUCUCCCAAAACGAAACGAGACACCUUGUUGAGCCCAGAUGGCGAUUUUUUUCUGGAUGUGAAUACACACCCCAUCCAUCGCCCACCA
Molecule: messenger RNA, 2542 nt
Organism: Polychytrium aggregatum
Lineage: Eukaryota; Fungi; Chytridiomycota; Chytridiomycetes; Polychytriales
Product: integrator complex subunit 11
Exons: 2
Coding region: 281-2224 (647 amino acids)
Biological process (GO): snRNA processing
Cellular component (GO): nucleus
Source: RefSeq, a predicted model, not a curated record